UGCAAAUACAGUUUCAACUAGAGACAAGUGGUGUUCUUCAUUGUAAAGGCACAAACACAAAGUCCUACUAUAUUUCUUUGGCAAAGGAUGUGGUAUAGCGAUGCAGACCUACAGUACCUAGCACUGUAAGUCUGCUUUGUGUUUGUGGUUGCACCUUUACAAUGCAGAACACUGCUUGUCUUUAGUUGAAACUUCCAAUACUAAAGACCAAUGCAAACUAUAAUUAGCAUGGGUCUCAGAAUGACACAUUUGUAUCUUUCACAGAGUCAAUGAGACAAAUGUAAUAAUGCCUGAACCCCCAGAACCGAGCUACCGUGGCUUCCCGAAAACGCAAAAAUAGGUGUGACAACAGCACUGGUGAAUGUGCAAAACUGAAUGUGCAUUCUUUCUUCUCCUGUACACCAAGGUGAUGGAUGUGACCACUCCAUCUAUGACCACACAUGUUGGAGGAGCACUUGCUGAGAACAGAAAUGCAACAACAGCAGAUAAUGGAAGCAGUGUUUUUGCACCAAACAUAAGUGGAUGUGUAUUUUAUGGGGAUGUGAAUGUCCAAGAGAUCAAAACUAUUUCUGUUAUCACGUUUAUUCCUUUUAGACCAAGAUGAGGGGAAGCAGAAAGUGAACCCUGGAUCUAAUCUGAUUGCGCAACACAAGCAGAAUAAAGACAUCCUUUGCAUCAGAGACAAGAUCAAAGUACAACAGAAGAAAAGGUGUGAAACCAUACUAGAGGAUAUUUCAAGCCCCAAGAAAUCAGCCCUUAACAAGGUGUACACAGAGUUGUACAUCGUCACCUGUGAUUCUACCAGCAUCAAUAAGGAACACGAGGUGUGGCAUGCUGAGACGGCACACCUCAGAGACGCCUCGAAGGUCUCCAUGAUAAAAUGUCAAGAUAUCUUCAAACCUGAAGAAGAAGAUGAAGACACAACCAUCAGAACUGUGAUGACAAAGGGAAUCGCCGGCAUUGGAAAGUCUGUAGCUGUUCAGAAGCUGAACUUAGACUGGGCCAACGGAAAAGCAAAUCAAGAUCUAGAUUUUGUUUUCCUACUAUCUUUCCGGGCGUUGAACUUGAUAAAAGACCAGUACAGUCUCCAUAAACUUCUUCAGGAAUUCUACCCUCAACUCAAAGAAAUAGACAUGAUUACGUAUGAUGAACAUAAGAUUCUGUUCAUUCUUGAUGGACUGGAUGAAAGCAAACUGCGACUGGAGUUUGAUGAAAACAGGCUGAAUCUGACAUCUGUGUCUGAGUCUGCUACACUGGACGUUUUGCUAAUGAACCUCAUUGCUGGGCCUCUUCUACCUAAUGCUUUAAUUUGGAUAACCUCCCGUCCAGUAGCUUCCAAUCAGAUCCCUUCACAGUAUAUUGAUCGAGUUACAGAGAUCCGAGGGUUUAAUGAUGCUCAAAAGGACGAGUACUUUCAAAGAAAAAUCAGCGAUCCUGAGACGGCCAGACACAUCAUCUCAUUAAUAAAAACAUCCCGGAGCCUCUACAUCAUGUGUCAUAUACCGGUGUUCUGCUGGAUGGCUGUAACUGUGCUUGAAGAUAUACUGCUUAAAGGCAACAAGGAAGAUCCAAAGCCUCAAUCUUUGCCUACAACCAUCACUGAGAUGUACCUGCACUACUUAAGGAUCCAAACAAAUAUCAGUUCUCAGAAACACAGAUCUACAGGUGGCACGCAAUGUACUUUGAUGUCAAACAAAGACAUCAUUUUAAAAUUGGGAAAGCUGGCAUAUGACAACCUGGAAAGUCAAAAUGUGCUUUUUACAGAACAGGACUUGAGCAACUGUGGUAUUAGUGUCACGGAAGCUGCUACCUGCCCAGGGCUCUGUACGGAACUUGUAGAGUUUGAGUAUGGACUUUAUCCAAAGAAACUAUAUUGUUUUGUCCACUUGAGUGUUCAGGAGUUUUUUGCUGCUCUGUACGCAUUUCAUGAAUUUGAAAAUAACAGGUUUGACUCACUAAAAGCCUUACGCAGAAGGAAAGGAAGCUCUAGGAUUGAUUUUCUCAAAGGUGCCAUUGACAGUGCAUUGAAUAGUAAAAAUGGUCACCUGGACCUCUUCACACGCUUCCUUGUUGGGCUCUCUCACGAGUCCAGCCGGGACAUCCUUCAAGGCAUUUUGGAGAGAACAAACAGCAGCUCAGAAUGCCACAAAAAGUUAAAUACAUACAUCAAAAACUUAAAAAGAAAGGACCUCUCCCCAGAGAGAUGCCUUAACUUGAUCCACUGUCUGCUUCAGCUGAAGGAACACAGCAUUCUACAAAAGGACAACAAUGAAGCCUCUUCAGACACACCGCUUACUCCAUUUCAGUGCUCCCUCUUGGCAUAUAAGUUCAUUAUAUCAGAGAAGCCACAAGAGUUUGACUUCAGGAAUAAAAAAACAUCAGAUGAGGGUUUUUACAGACUGGCUCCCGCCUUGCUCUCUUGUACUACGGCGUUGCUCAACUUUUGUCACAUCACACCACUGCAAUGUGCAACUGUGGCCUCAGUGCUUCGAUCUGAGUUCUCCCGUCUGACAGUCCUAGAUCUGGGCCACAACAACCUUGGCGAUGCAGGAGUGAAACACCUCUGUGAUGGUUUGGGGCACCCCAACUGUAAGGUCAAAUCUCUGAACCUCAGCCACAACAAUGUGGGAAAUCAAGGUGUCGAGGAACUCUGCCGAGUUUUGACACGUCCCAAGUUAAAACUUCUGAUUUUGGACCUCAGCUGCAAUGACUUUGGGGACUCUGGGUUGAAGUUGCUUGCUUAUGCUCUCCAUGAUGGCUCUACACUGCAGGUUCUGAGGCUAUCUGGCUGUUCAAUCACAUUGCAUGGUGAUGUGAAAUCUGUUCUUGACAUAGCUUUGAGGUCAGAUCCCUUCCAAAUGAAAGAGCUAGAUCUGAGCUACAAUCCCAUCAGAGAAACUGAUCUGGAUUUCCCACAAGAGUUGAAUCUUAUCAUGGACCCCAGAGCAGAGAGCAGGAAUGAACAAGGCCUAUAUAAAUAUGCAUGUGAACUCACUCUAGACCCCAACACAGUAAACAGUCUCCUACUUCUGUCUAAGGAGGACAGGAAAGUUACUCGCCUGAGCACCAAUCAGCAGUAUCCCAACACUGAAGAGAGGUUUGAUGCAUGCAUCCAAGUGCUAUGUAAAGAGAGCCUCUGCCAGCGACAUUACCUGGAGGUAGAGUGUCUACACAAUGUUAAAGUAGGCAUGGCCUACAGGCGAAUAAUAAGGAAAGGUGUCAGUGAUUGUGUUAGACUAGGACACAAUGCAGAUUCUUGGGCUUUGUAUACUUCGGAAAGUAAGAGCUAUGCACAGCACAGCAAUAUUUUGCACAGUUUACACAUCCCUGAAAUCAAAGCAGGUGCGCCUUAUAGAUUAGGAGUGUUUCUGGAUUGGCCAGCCGGAAUUUUGUCUUUUUAUAUGGUCAACAAUGGGAAACCGGUCCCUCUGUAUGCAUACUACUCCACAUUCACUGAGCCCCUUUAUUUUGCAAUUGGACUAAACUCUCCGACUGCAACCGUUUCUCUGUAAACCUGUAGUUUCUUUCCUACAGUCUUAAAGAAAGUUAUUGUGGUGACAAAAUGUACAAUAUUGUAUUAAACUGGAAAUCCCCUGGCUUAAAUUCAAAGGUGUGUGACAAUUGUUAGUCAACCACCAAAAGUAAAAGCUUCCUUGGUAGUUAGUUAGAUAAUACAUUAUUAGAUGUUCAUAUUUUACACAUAACAAUGUAUGCACUCACUACCUUUAAGUCACUCAGGAUGAGAGUCUUAUGACUUAAAGGGGCACUGUGUAGUAUCUUACCGCUAACAGGGUUAUAAACACUGAAUUGUUUGAAUUCAGUGUUUACAACAAUGAAUUCAAACAAUUACAAAUGGCCCCUUUAAAUGUAGUCUGACCUUUAGGAUUUGUUGCAUGACAGUAAGUUGACCAGAUCACCGACUAGGCCUACCUUUUAGAGACCUGCAGUGGGUGAAGAAAGUCUGAAGGAAUUUUCUGUUUUAAUACUGUUCUGAAUCUCUCUGUGAAACCAUUCCUUAUGUAAUUUGUGGGUAAGGUGUGAGUCUGUUAGGAACCUGGCCGUAUGCUACACUGCUUCGAUUGGCAAUGUCAAUGCCUGAGCAAAAGUUUCAACUGGUCCACACCAACCUUUUAGUUGUCACCUUUUAUCUUAAUUUAUGUACUACGAAGGACAGCUUUCCUCUCUGCAGGGGGAGACAAAGGUUUGACCUUGUAUGAAUGGGGUCAUAAAGGCUUGAACCUCCUUCAAAGUUGCCAUUGGCUUCUUGGUAGCUUCUCUGAACAGUCUCCUCCUUGCCCGGUCAGACAGUAUGGAGGGACGGCCUGAUCUAUGGUGGGUGGUGUCAUACGCCUUCUACUUAAUAAUGGUCUUAACUGCACACCAAGGGAUAGACAAAGCCUUUGAAAGGUUUUUUAUAUCCAUCCCCUGACCUGUGCCUCUCUACAACUUUAGUUCAGAUCUGUUGAAAGUACCUUUCUGCCCAUUGUGGAUUCUUUGAAUUGCACUACUAAGCACUGGAGAUAUUGUGGGUUACUGUGUGAAAAUAGUUUGAUUUUGUGUUUUCAUAUCAGGCUGUAAGCUGUGAAGAUAAACAACAACAUUGUAAGUCAAAAUAAGAAUGUUUUGAAAAGGGGUGGUGACUUUCUGUACCCACUGCAUUAAAAUGACUCAAACAUU
Esox lucius (northern pike) is the source of this 4677-nucleotide messenger RNA. Its product is annotated as NACHT, LRR and PYD domains-containing protein 3. The record is from RefSeq and is a predicted model, not a curated record. The coding region runs from base 546 to 3512 and encodes 988 amino acids. Gene Ontology annotation, molecular function: protein binding. The transcript is spliced from 8 exons. Lineage: Eukaryota; Metazoa; Chordata; Actinopteri; Esociformes; Esocidae.